Capsella rubella is the source of this 1063-nucleotide messenger RNA. Its product is annotated as probable xyloglucan endotransglucosylase/hydrolase protein 18. The coding region runs from base 65 to 913 and encodes 282 amino acids. Gene Ontology annotation, biological process: xyloglucan metabolic process; cell wall biogenesis. Gene Ontology annotation, molecular function: hydrolase activity, hydrolyzing O-glycosyl compounds; xyloglucan:xyloglucosyl transferase activity. Gene Ontology annotation, cellular component: apoplast; cell wall. The transcript is spliced from 3 exons. The record is from RefSeq and is a predicted model, not a curated record. NCBI's taxonomy places the organism in Eukaryota, Viridiplantae, Streptophyta, Magnoliopsida, Brassicales, Brassicaceae.
CAAUUUUUCAUCAACAAUACAUUUGAGAUAUAUCAAGAGUCCUCGAGACAUCUACAACAAUACAAUGAAGCUUUCUUGUGGUACAAGUUUUGUGUUCUUGGUUUUGUUUCUCUUUGCAGCACAAUCUGUGCAUGUAUAUGCGGGGAGCUUCCACAAAGACGUUCAGAUACAUUGGGGUGAUGGCCGUGGAAAGGUUCGUGACAGAGAUGGAAAGCUUCUUUCUCUCUCGCUAGACAAAUCCUCUGGAUCAGGCUUUCAGUCCAACCAGGAGUUUCUCUAUGGCAAAGCCGAGGUUCAGAUGAAACUUGUUCCUGGUAACUCUGCUGGAACAGUAACAACAUUCUAUCUAAAAUCUCCCGGAACUACAUGGGAUGAGAUUGAUUUUGAGUUCUUGGGAAACUUAAGUGGUCAUCCAAUUACUCUCCAUACUAAUGUCUACACAAAAGGCUCAGGAGACAAAGAACAACAGUUUCAUCUUUGGUUCGACCCAACCGUUAACUUUCACACUUACUGCAUCACAUGGAAUCCCCAAAGGAUUAUUUUUACUGUUGAUGGCAUUCCUAUUAGAGAGUUCAAGAACUCCAUGUCACGUGGAGUCCCAUUCCCAACAAGCCAACCAAUGAGGCUCUACGCGAGUCUGUGGGAAGCCGAGCAUUGGGCCACAAGAGGAGGGUUAGAGAAAACAGAUUGGUCAAAAGCUCCUUUUACGGCUUUCUACAGAAACUACAAUGUCGAUGGAUGUGUUUGGGCUAAUGGGAAAUCAUCUUGUCCCGCAAAUUCCCCAUGGUUCACUCAACAACUCGAUUCGAACGGCCAGACAAGAAUGAAAGCGGUACAGAGUAAAUACAUGGUUUACAACUAUUGCAAUGAUAAAAAUAGAUUUCCUCGAGGUGUUCCUGCAGAGUGCAGCUAAAUUGUUGAUUCUUUGAUUCGUUAAUUAAUAAGUUAUACUUGCCGUUGGCUUUGUAACUCAAAUGGUUUUUUACUAUUUUCUAUGAUUAUAUCAUUCAUUUGUUGCUCAUAUAUAUAUGUGUGUUGUUUGUGUAAGAUGAUUUUUAAGAAG